Molecule: messenger RNA, 582 nt
Organism: Acanthosepion pharaonis
Lineage: Eukaryota; Metazoa; Mollusca; Cephalopoda; Sepiida; Sepiidae
Source: the annotation of a GenBank genome assembly
AUGUUUCCUCCAAAGUCGGCAACUAAUCGUGUUUUGCAAUGGGCAACUUUUGCCCGGACUUGGUGGAUUUAUGAUGCGCAACAUCAGUGUCCAUUCAAGUCGGCCAUUAUGUUAUCAUAUGUUCUUCAAGGCAGACACAAACCUAUUUACCAUCCUCUGAGUGACAUUGGUGACCAUGUUGUAGUGAUCAACACUAACCACAUAGCAAUGAAAGAUGAAAUGUGGAGGAAAUGGAAGUAUCACCACCAUACAGGUUAUCCCAAAGGAAAGUCAAUAACGUCAGCAUGGAGACUGCAUGAGUUGGACCCUACCAAAAUUAUGUACAAGUGUGUUUACAGCAAUGUACCUGGUAACCUUUUACGACACACACUCAUGCGCAGACUUCAUCUCUAUGCUGAAACUGAUGUUCCUGAGGAAAUUCUUAACAAUGUAACUGAUCAGCUUCGUCAACUGCAUCCAGUCCCCAAACGUUUGGAUGAAUAUUCAAAAGAAGAAAUUGACAAUUUUCCCAAAUUAUUUGAUUGGCCCAGCGAUUAUGUUUUGGAGCCAAUCAAGAAAGUAAAAGUUGAGACCUCAUCUUGA